UGCUGUGUUUGUGUGUUGCAGCAAUGGUACACCAGCACCAUGAACCUCCUGGGUACGUGGCUAACUGACCGAAUGGACCUGCAGCUCCAUGUCUACCAGCUCAAGAUCCUAAUCAGAGUAGCCAAGGUAAGACAGGCUCAACCAUCAGGUCUCUACCAGGGCCUCCCAAACCAAUUGGUAAUUCAUUCAAAGUAAUGUAUCAAAUUUCACAAUCAAGUAGUGUAGAAAUCCAACAUUUCUCGUCUUAAUCUGUGACCGUUAUUAAAUGAGUUGUGACCUACCUUCUCUUAGGUUGAUAGAAAGCCUAGUACUGACAACCAUUGGUUCUUCGCCCUGUUAAUAUUUCAGUGUGAUUUUGGUGCAGUGUGAGCAGUAACAAGUCCUACCAGCAUAACGUCACGUCACACAUUUAUUUAUGUUCUCUGAGAGACUGUCUCCCUAUACGUGCAGUAGUGACUGGUGAGGGCUGAUAAGUACAUGCAUGCAUGGGAUCUGGCCUGACAUGCAACAUAUCGUUUUUAGUGCCUUGUGUAUUGAUGAUUUAGUACAUGUGUCUUUGGGGAAAAUGCUACACAUGGGUAAUUUGCUAAAGGUAUCAAAUAUUGUGAACAAUUAAGUGUCCUCUUUUCAUUGUGUCCACUGCAUUUUUACUGAUAUGAAAACACAGGUUAGGUGAACGCAUUGUGACGCCUGUUUGCUGUCACCUGUCUAAUUCUUUAAUGAUUCAGACGGAGGAAAGGAGAUGAGGAAAGGUGGCCACUCUAGACAAUCGAGAUGUACCCAAACAUUGCAGUGCAUUCCUGACUUCAUGUCCUCUCUUGCCUUAGCAGCUGAUGGAGAAUGCUUCCUCUGUGUGCUAGUCCCAACCCUGACCAGUGUUUUUAUUCUCUUGGGGGGUUGUUCUUCCAGAAAAAGUACCGUGACUUCCGGCUGCAGGGCGUCCUGGACUCCACGCUGAACAGUAAGAUGUAUGACACGGUGCGGAACAGACUGACCCUGGAGGAGGCCACGGCGUCGGUGAGGGAAGGAGGGAUGACGGGCAUAUCCAUGAAGGACAGUGAUGAAGAUGACGAUGAUGUCUAG
Coregonus sp. 'balchen' is the source of this 1083-nucleotide messenger RNA. The record is from the annotation of a GenBank genome assembly. NCBI's taxonomy places the organism in Eukaryota, Metazoa, Chordata, Actinopteri, Salmoniformes, Salmonidae.